Molecule: messenger RNA, 339 nt
Organism: Didymodactylos carnosus
Lineage: Eukaryota; Metazoa; Rotifera; Eurotatoria; Philodinida; Philodinidae
Source: the annotation of a GenBank genome assembly
AUGGAAGCACAUGGAGUAGAGGAUCAAAUAGUUACAGAUUUCUACAUUGCUAUACAGAAAUUGGUGACUUGUAUGGUGAAAAAAAAUGAAUAUUCUAUCGGUAUUGAUUAUUUACUUAAAGGAUUGUCACUAAUAGAUGAAUAUUUACGCAAUAAUAACAAUGAUGAUAAUCAACAUCAGUAUCAACAAGAAAAAUAUGAUUUAUGUUACGCAGUUCGUUAUUAUUAUACUGUAUUGAAUGAUGAACAUACAAGUAUAAUUUAUUAUUUAAAAGCUAUAGAAAUUGAUAUGAAUUAUCCAAUUCAAGUAGAACAAUCUCUAACAACUGUUAAUAUGUAA